Zea mays is the source of this 2218-nucleotide messenger RNA. Its product is annotated as putative WAK-related receptor-like protein kinase family protein. Bases 117 to 2072 code for a protein of 651 amino acids. The record is from RefSeq and is marked provisional. NCBI's taxonomy places the organism in Eukaryota, Viridiplantae, Streptophyta, Magnoliopsida, Poales, Poaceae. Gene Ontology annotation, molecular function: protein kinase activity; ATP binding; polysaccharide binding. The transcript has 3 exons. Gene Ontology annotation, biological process: protein phosphorylation.
GCAGGCAGAUAAAAAGUCAAACCUCCUCCUUAAUAGAAGAAAUAAUUCAUACAUAUUACAUACGACAAGCGCGAGGAGACAAGGUAAGCAUUUGGGUCCUCCACUCCGUCUCCGAGAUGGGUAUCGCUCUCCUCGCGCUGCUGCUGGUGCUGCCGGCGAGCCAUGCGCGGGUGUGCCCGCCGUGCGGGUCGACGGCCGUGCCGUACCCGCUCAGCACAGGCGACGGCUGCGGCGACCCGGCGUACAAGGUCCGGUGCGCCGCCGCCACCAACUCGUCGACGUCGUCGCCGACGCUCAUGUUCGAUGCGCUGAACGGCACGUCGUACCGGAUCACGUCCAUCUCGGCCGCGACGCAGCGGCUGGUGGUCGCGCCGGCGCCGUUGGUGGCGCAGGGCAGCAGGUGCGUGUCGGAGGGGCGCGGCGGCGGGGUGCAGCUGAACGCGUCGCUGCCGUUCAACGUGAGCUCGUCCAACACCAUCAUGCUGCUCAACUGCACCAGCGCGCUGCUGCUGUCGCCGCUCAACUGCUCCUCCAACUCGCUCUGCCACGUCUACGCCAACGCCACGGGGUCCACGGCGGCGGCUUGCGCGCCGCUGCCGCUCUGCUGCACCUUCGUGGCGGGGGGCUCGUCCACGUCCUACAGCAUCCGGGUGUCCCCGCAGUUCUGCAGCGCGUACCGCAGCUUCGUGGGGCUCGACCCGGCGGCGCAGCCGCCGGCCACGUGGGGCCGCCGCCUCGGGCUGGAGCUGCAGUGGGCCACGCCCAGGGAGCCGCUCUGCCGCACGCAGGCCGACUGCGAGGACGGCGCCAACGCCACCUGCGCCGACGACCCGCUCACGCCCGCGGCCCGCCGCUGCUUCUGCGUGCCCGGGCUCUCGUGGAGCCCCCUCGCCGGCGCGUGCCAGCUGAAUCCCUCUGAUUGCCAGAUCGCUGGGGGCUGCGGAGGAUCCAACCAUGCGCCUCUCAUUGCAGGGCUGGUGUGCGGCCUCGGCGGCGCGUUGCUGCUCGCCGCAGCGGGGCUGCUGGCGUACCGGCGGCAGCGGCGCGUCCGGCUCGCCCGGGAGAGGCUGGCCAAGGAGCGGGAGGAGAUCCUGAACGCCAACAACGCGAGCGGGCGCACCGCCAGGAACUUCUCCGGCCGCGAGCUGAAGCGCGCCACGGGCAACUUCUCCCGCGACAACCUCCUGGGCGCCGGCGGCUACGGCGAGGUCUACAGGGGCGUGCUCGGCGACGGCACGGUGGUGGCCGUCAAGUGCGCCAAGCUGGGCAACACCAAGUCCACGGACCAGGUCCUGAACGAGGUGCGCGUGCUGUCGCAGGUGAACCACCGCAGCCUGGUCCGCCUGCUCGGCUGCUGCGUCGACCUGGACCAGCCGCUCAUGGUGUACGAGUUCGUCCCCAACGGCACUCUCGCCGACCACCUUCACGGCGCCACGAGCCUGAGCCGCCCGCCCACGCUCGGGUGGCGCCAGCGCCUGGCCAUCGCGCGCCAGACGGCGGAGGGCGUCGCGUACCUCCACUCCGCGGCCGUGCCGCCCAUCUACCACCGCGACAUCAAGUCCAGCAACAUCCUGCUGGACGCCCGCCUGGACGCCAAGGUCUCCGACUUCGGGCUGUCCCGGCUGGCGGAGCCCGGGCUGAGCCACGUGUCCACCUGCGCCCAGGGCACCCUGGGUUACCUGGACCCGGAGUACUACCGCAACUACCAGCUCACGGACAAGAGCGACGUCUACAGCUUCGGCGUCGUGCUGCUCGAGCUGCUCACGUCCAAGCGCGCCAUCGACUUCGCCCGCGGCGCCGACGACGUCAACCUCGCCGUGCACGUGCAGCGGGCGGCGGACGAGGAGAGGCUCAUGGACGUCGUCGACCCGGCCAUCAAGGACGGCGCCACGCAGCUCCAGCUCGACACCAUGAAGGCGCUCGGGUUCCUAGCGCUCGGGUGCCUCGAGGAGCGCCGGCAGAACCGGCCGUCCAUGAAGGAGGUUGCAGAGGAGAUCGAGUACAUCAUCAACAUCGAGGCCGCCGGCCAUCCUAUCGAGCAGCAGCGAACUUGCCUAGACUCCAGCGAGUGAUAUGAACUUGUCUAGAACGUAUGAAUAUCUUCGGAAAUCAAGAUACUCCUAUUUUGUAAUACUCUUCUGAUACCAGAGUUGUUGAAAUAGUCAAUAAUUACUAUAUACGCAACAGAUGUGUCAUCAUGAUAUGAUUUACGCUUGAG